AUGACUGUAAAACAUCUCUCUGUGGAUUAUAACAAAGUAAACGAACGAGGCACCUUCUCUCCUGGGGACACCCUGUCCGGGAAGGCGACAGUGGUGACCAGUAAGGAAACCAAAGUGCAAUGUUUUGUGGUCAAGGCCAAAGGAAAAGCUAAGGUUGCAUGGUCUGAACAGAAAGGACAAGUCACAGAGGCUCACAACAACAAGAAGGAGUACUUUUACUUUGAGCAUAUUAUUCUGCAGGAUAAAAACAAAGGAGAUGGUGAGUAUUGUAUUGUUUUUAUUGAACUUUUUUCUUCUUCUUAAGGUUCAGAAAUCAUCGCGCCUGGGAGAAAUGUGUUUCCAUUCACCUUUGAGAUCCCAAAUACGUGCGUGUAUAUGGAUUAA
This is a messenger RNA of Xyrichtys novacula (pearly razorfish), 384 nucleotides long. Lineage: Eukaryota; Metazoa; Chordata; Actinopteri; Labriformes; Labridae. The record is from the annotation of a GenBank genome assembly.